Messenger RNA from Thunnus maccoyii (southern bluefin tuna), 3949 nucleotides. RefSeq names its product butyrophilin-like protein 2. Lineage: Eukaryota; Metazoa; Chordata; Actinopteri; Scombriformes; Scombridae. The transcript has 12 exons. The coding region runs from base 85 to 2019 and encodes 644 amino acids. The record is from RefSeq and is a predicted model, not a curated record.
CUCCCGAAAGCUGAGAAACGAAACUAGUGUUCAGAUGAGACCGUUAUUCCGCCACGAGUGGUUCAGUCUUCAUUGAGUGUUAAAAUGAUGUUUAAUCUUCAGACGUCCUCGACAACUAUGAAGCUUCUUCUUCUCGUGUUUCCUCUCCUCUGUUUUGAAGUAACGUUUGGUGACAUAAGCGAGCCAGAUGUCAUCAAAGUGACCGUGGAAGACGGAAGUGAUGUCAUUUUACCCUGUUCACUCAGCAGCAAGGAGAGCAUUAUGUUUCAAUUGUUUGUCUGGACGAGAGAUCAUCAGAAGACGGUGUUCGUGCAUUAUCCAUACUUUCAUAACCGUUACGGCUAUUCAACUCAAGAUGAGCAGUUCAUAGGACGAGUCUCACAUUUUGAUGAUGAACUGAAGUCAGGAAACGCCUCCAUAAUCAUCAGACAUACGAUGGUGGCUGACAGUGGAGACUACACCUGUGAAUUUCCACAACUUCAGCCAAGACAAAUAUUCCACAUUAAGCUUGUCGUUGGUGGUGUCUUUAAAGACAGAACAGCUGAAAACCUAGGUUUAGCUACAAAGCCAUAUGUCACGGUAGUCGAUCAAACAGCAGACUGGGCGCUGCUGCAGUGUGAAGUUCAAGGUUCUUUUCCAAAACCUAAAUUACGCUGGCAGGACAGUGAUGGAAAAAAACUUCCAGCUGAAGAACCAAAGGAGACAGAAAGAGGAGGCCACUACGACGUCAUCCUCCAAAUCAAUGUGACCAAGACCGACAACUAUCGCUGUGUUGCUACGCAGAAGGAAAUCAGCCAUCAGAUUUAUGCUGAAACAUAUGUUUAUAUCCAUGAGCCAAAUGUCAUCAAAGUGAUCGUGGAUGAAGGAAGUGACGUCAUUUUACCCUGUUCACUCAGCAGCAAGGAGAACAUUAUGUUUCAAUUGUUUGAGUGGAACAAAGAUGAUCAGAAGCAGGUGUUCAAGUAUGAUGGAGGCUUCCAUAGCAAUAAAGGCAAUCCAGGUCAAGAUGAGCAGUUCAUAGAACGAGUCUCACAUUUUAAAGAUGGACUGAUGUCAGGAAACGCCUCCAUAACCAUCAGAAAUACGGAGGUGGCUGACAGUGGAGUCUACACCUGUGAAUUUCCACGUCAUCAGCCAAGACAAAUAUUCUACAUUAAGCUUGUUGUUGAUGGUAUCUUAAGAGACAGAACAGCUGAAAAUCCAGGUGCAGCUACAAAGCCAUAUGUCAAGACACUUAAUCAAACACAGUACUGGGCGCUGCUGCAGUGUGAAGUUCGAGGUUCUUUUCCAAAACCUAAAUUACACUGGCAGGACAGUGAUGGAAACAUCCUUCAUGCUGAAGAACCAAAGGUGACAGAAAGAGGAGGCCGCUACGACAUCAUCCUCAACAUUACUGUGACCAAGACCGACAACUAUCGCUGUGUUGCUACGCAGGAGGAAAUCAACCAUCAGAUUUAUUCUGAGAUAUACAUGUAUAUCUAUGGUGGCAUGUUGAAAGACAGAAGAGCUGAAAACAUCCCAGGUACAGCUCCAAAGCCAUCUGUCACACCACUUAAACAAACAAAGUACUGGUCACUGCUGCAGUGUGAAGUUCGAGGUGCUUUACCAAAACCUAAAUUACGCUGGCAGGACAGUGAUGGAAACAUCCUUCAUGCUGAAGAACCAAAGGUGACAGAAAGAAGAGACCGCUACAACGUCAUCCUCCAAAUUAAUGUGACCAAGACCGACAACUAUCGCUGUGUUGCUACGCAGGAGAAAAUCAAACAUCAGGUUGAUGCUGAGAUGUACAUGUUUGUCUUUGGUGGUAUCUCAAAAGACAACUCAGUUUCAGGUUCCUGCUAUCAAUGGAUGAUUCCUUUUAUAAUUCUUAGUGCUCUUUGUUGUUAUUUUAUAUGUGUUCUACUUGCUCUCAUAUGGAAGGGUUACAUCACACUACAUUGUAAGAAAGACAGAGGUGCUGCUGGUCCACAUAAUCAACAGGAGGCUGUCCAGCUUAACACUCGCCGUGAAGCUGUUUAAAUAUUGUAUCAACAUAUUCAUCAUAGGCAGACGACAAAAGUUCUUAUCUGUCACAUGUUUAGAGUUUUAACAUUUGUUCUGAUCCUCUCAGACAGCUUCCAAAUCCACCAAGUCUACAUUUAUUAAUUAUUGAGUACGUUAAAUACAAAUAUUUCAAAGACAUGAAUCUAUUACCAUAGGUACUUGAACAGCAUUUUGAAUGUCAUUCAGUUCGUUCCAUGUUUUCUGAUUGAAUCAGUUCAUACAUUUUAAAUGUGGAGCUUGAGCAAGCUUGAGCUGGAGCAGUUGGGGCAUUUUGUUUGGUCCUCAUUUAUUCAAAAUGGUGGUUUUUAAGAUGAGGGCUGGUUUUAGGGUUAAAGAUAGAUAGAUUGACUGAUUGAAUUGUUUAUUUCAGUGCCCAGCACCUUUUAGGUGCCCAGCCCAUAUGGGCUUACAAGACACUAGACAAAAAUAACCAAGAUGGCCACGUGACAUAUCAUAAUGUACAGUUCCACAAAUUCAGAAAUAAAGCAUUAAUUUACGUGGAAGAAAUGUCCUGUUACAAUGGGUACAAUGUUCUCUGUCUUAGCUGCUAAGCAUCUCCUAUAGAUCUCACUAAAACAAAAAUUUCCAUAUUAAAAAGCCAACUCAACACAUCAGCAUCAGACAACCAAAACAAAUCAGGGUUUUUCCAUUUUAUCUUUUCAUACAAACAAUUCCUCAAGUCACUAUACAAAGGGCAGUGAAAUAUAAAAUGAAAUUCAUCCUUGACAACACCAAGAUCACAAAAAACACAUAAACGUUCCUCUUCGGGAAUACCUUUAUAUCUGCCUACCUCAAUUGCCAGUGGUAAACUACCAGUUCUUAACUGAGCACACAGGGACCUUUGCCUUCUCUGUAAAUAAUAAUCAUCUUUGAUUUGAAUGUAAUUUCUAAGCUUUGGCUUCUUACAAAUGUCUUCCUUCCAUUGUUCCUUAUAAAUCUUUAAUAAUUUUCGUUCAAUUGUAUUUAUAUUACACUGCAAGUUAUUCCUGAAAAUAAAAUUAAAAUCAGAAAGAGAAAAUAUUACAGCAACCUCUCUUGACCAAGGAUAAUUGUGUACUCGAUCCCAGUUAAACAUCUUUUUGUGAAGUCUAAUGAAUCUAAAGGAAUCUAAUGAAAAUAAAGGAAUUAAUAUUAAAAUGUUACGCAGAUACUAUCCAUGUGUUACGCCCAUAGAGUGUAGGCUCACUCAAGGGGAGACAUAUUUUAAAAAGUAAUUUAUUCUGAAAGAACAAAUUGAAAUAAGUGCUUCAGUUGACUGAUCCUCGGUGGCUUUACUGAUUCAUACGUUAACUGCCAACUUAACUUAGUUGGAACAAUACAACGACAAUGCAAAACAACAAUACAAUAUCAAAAUCACAGUAUAAUAUUAAAAUUUCAACAUUUCAAAAUACAGUAAUCAUGCAUAAACUAAAUAUUUUCAUUUUAAAUCAACAGGCUAACGGAAUCACUAUAUUAGUUCUCUCAUUCAGCGGUUUUAUUCUCACUCGCUCGCUGGUGCUCAGCUGGCUUGCGCUAUCUCUCUCUUUUUCGGCUGUAGAGAAAAGAGCUUUGGUCGCUGCGUCCUCAUUUGACGCUUCAAAAUCGAAACAAGGUCGGAGUUGGGGCGUCAAGACAGUUUGAUGCGCGUCAUAACGCUUCUAGUGCGUGUUCGGCCAUUAAAAACAAUAGGUGUACUUAACGAUAUAAUGUUCUACCUGAUGAUAUGAACAGGCCUGCACUUCCAUCAAUACAUUGAAAACCAAAUUUAAAAAUCUACUAAAAACCACUCAGCUCUGUAAAACUGGAUCUAAAUUUCAUCUCACGGUCCUCUCAUUACAGAAAAUAAUCCUGCUUUUACAUUAUUAAUUUCUAGUUGAUAUUGUGGGGGUGUAUGUGGUGUGCUGUUGUGUGUAGCUUUGUAAUUUGU